This is a messenger RNA of Esox lucius (northern pike), 4149 nucleotides long. RefSeq lists its product as uncharacterized. Gene Ontology annotation, cellular component: plasma membrane; phosphatidylinositol 3-kinase complex, class IA; phosphatidylinositol 3-kinase complex, class IB. The transcript is spliced from 25 exons. Gene Ontology annotation, molecular function: 1-phosphatidylinositol-3-kinase activity; 1-phosphatidylinositol-4-phosphate 3-kinase activity. Gene Ontology annotation, biological process: cell migration; phosphatidylinositol-mediated signaling; phosphatidylinositol 3-kinase/protein kinase B signal transduction. The record is from RefSeq and is a predicted model, not a curated record. Lineage: Eukaryota; Metazoa; Chordata; Actinopteri; Esociformes; Esocidae. Bases 870 to 4082 code for a protein of 1070 amino acids.
ACACAUUGUUCUCGGAUGUACCCGGGCCGGGUAGAUGAACUGGAUGGUUUAUAGCCCAUUUAGUUUUACGUUUAAAGAAGUGAGGCAGGCGUCGGCACUGGAAUGCGCGGAUGUAACGUUUUAACGCCAGAUAAGGAGGGAAGUGCCAGAGAGUAACUGUGUCCAGUUAUAUCUGCGGGUAGACAGUGAUGCUAUGACCGGGGCUGUAACGGAGGCUCGGGCCACAGAUACACAUCACUACCGGCUCCGCAAGACAGACCCACCCGCCUGACAGACUGGCGGGAGAGACCGGGGGACGCGGGUGAGGUAGUGGGGACUGUGUGUGUAAUGUGUGUUCCUUCCCUGGCAGGGUGAGGUAGUGGGGACUGUGUGUGUAAUGUGUGUUUCUUUCCUGGCAGGGUGAGGUAGUGAAGACUGUGUGUGUAAUGUGUGUUCCUUCCCUGACAGGGUGAGGUAGUGGGGACUGUGUGUGUAAUGUGUGUUCCUUCCCUGGCAGGGUGAGGUAGUGGGGACUGUGUGUAUAAUGUGUGUUCCUUCCCUGGCAGGGUGAGGUAGUGGGGACUGUGUGUGUAAUGUGUGUUCCUUCCCUGGCAGGGUGAGGUAGUGGGGACUGUGUGUGUAAUGUGUGUUCCUUCCCUGACAGGGUGAGGUAGUGGGGACUGUGUGUGUAAUGUGUGUUUCUUCCCUGGCAGGGUGAGGUAGUGGGGACUGUGUGUGUAAUGUGUGUUCCUUCCCUGACAGGGUGAGGUAGUGGGGACUGUGUGUGUAAUGUGUGUUUCUUCCCUGGCAGGGUGAGGUAGUGGGGACUGUGUGUGUAAUGUGUGUUCCUUCCCUGGCAGGGUGAGGUAGUGGGGACUGUGUGGGUGUAGAUGGCACCUCGGCCGUCGUCAGGUGAGCUAUGGGGUCUCCACCUCAUGCCCCCCCGGAUCCUGGUGGACUGCUGUCUGCCCAACGGCAUGCUGGUUAGUCUGGAGUGUCUCCGAGAGGCUCCGCUCACCAGCAUCAAACAACAGCUGUUCACAGAGGCCCGGAAGUACCCCCUCUACCACCUUCUACAGGAGGAGUCAUGUUACAUCUUUGUGGGCGUGACCCAGGAGGCGGAGAGGGAGGAGUUUUAUGAUGAGACGCGGCGUCUGUGUGACCUCAGACUGUUUCACCCCAUCUUGAAGGUCAUUGAACCGCUGGGCAACAGAGAAGAGAAAAUACUCAACAGGGAGAUAGGCUUUGCAAUAGGCAUGCCUAUCUGUGAGUUUGAGCAGGUGAAGGACCCGGAGGUCCAGGACUUCAGACGGAGCAUACUGAGCGUGUGCAGAGAGGCCAUGGAGGAGCGGGAGGGGGGUGGGGCUCACACACAGGCCCUCUAUGUGUACCCCCCCAAUGUAGAGUCAGCCCCCGAGCUGCCCCAGCACAUCUACUGUAAACUGGACAAGGGCCGUCUGAUAGUGACCAUCUGGGUGAUCGUCUCUCCAUCCAACUCCAAACAGAAGUACACACUGAAGAUCAGCCAUGACAGUCUACCAGAACAACUCAUAGCUGAGGCCAUCAGGAAGAAGACUAGGUCCAUGCAUCUGUCGGCCCAGCAGCUCAGACUGUGUGUCCAGGAGUACCAGGGUCAGUACAUCCUGAAGGUCUGUGGCUGUGAUGAGUACCUGUUGGAGAAAUACCCCCUCAGCCAGUACAAGUAUGUCCGUGGCUGUAUCACCAUGGGUCGGCUGCCCCACCUCAUGCUGGUGUCUAAGGACAGUCUGUAUAGCCAGCUCCCAGGCAGUGGGUUUGUGGCCCCAUCCUACAGCCGAAGGACCCCCCAGCCCAGCCCCUGUCCCGGGGGAGGAGACCCCAGCACCCCCCGCUCCCUCUGGGCCUUCAACACCCUGCUCAGGGUCCGACUGCUCUGUGCCACAUACGUCAAUGUCAACAUCAGAGACAUAGACAAGAUCUAUGUUAGAACAGGGAUCUAUCAUGGUGGAGAGCCGUUGUGUGAUAAUGUCAACACCCAGAGAGUUCCCUGCUCCAACCCCAGGUGGAAUGAGUGGUUGUCGUAUGACAUCUAUCUGACCGACCUCCCUCGCUCCGCCCGACUCUGCCUGUCCAUCUGCUCCGUCAAGGGACGCAAGGGAGCCAAGGAGGAGCACUGCCCCCUGGCCUGGGGUAAUGUCAACCUGUUUGACUACAAGGACACUCUGGUCUGUGGUAAAGUGGCUCUGAGUCUGUGGCCGGUUCCCCACGGCCUGGAGGACCUGCUCAACCCCAUCGGAGUGGCUGGAUCCAACCCCAACAAGGAGACCCCGUGUGUGGAACUGGAGUUCUCCUGGUUCAACCAGGUGGUUCUGUUCCCUGAUGAACAGCAGAUUGAAGAACACGCCAACUGGACCAUCUCACGAGAACUGGGAUACAACUACUGUCUGGGACUGAGCAGCCGCUUGGCCUGUGACAGCAGUGUAUCAGUGGCGGAUGGAGAACAGCUGCGGUCCCUGUGUAGCAGAGAUCCUCUCUAUGAGUUGUCUGAGCAGGAGAAAGACUUCCUCUGGAGACACAGACAUUACUGUGUCAACAUUCCCGAGUCUCUUCCAAAGCUGCUGCUCUCAGUCAAAUGGAACUCCAGGGACGAAUGGUCACAGAUGUACUGCCUGUUGAGGGACUGGCCUUUGAUGCAGCCAGAAAGUGCAUUGGAGCUGUUGGACUGUAACUUUCCUGACCCGAUGGUUCGGGAGUUCGCCCUACGCUGCCUCGUACAGGGUCUCACCGACGACAAACUGAGCCAGUACCUUCUACAGCUAGUACAGGUGUUGAAGUAUGAGAUGUACCUGGACAACCCUCUGGCUCGCUUCCUCAUCAAGAAAGCUCUGACCAAUCAGAGGAUAGGACACUUCUUCUUCUGGCAUCUUAAGUCAGAGAUGCAUAACAAGACUGUGUCCAGAAGGUUUGGUCUUCUGUUGGAGGCCUUUUGCAGAGCCUGUGGGAUGUACCUCAAACAUCUCAACAGACAGGUGGAGGCGAUGGACAAACUGGUGAACCUUACAGACACUCUGAAACAGGAGAAGAAAGACGAAACCCAGAAGACCCAGAUGAAGUUCCUGGUAGAACAUAUGUCCCGCCCAGACUACAUGGAGGCUCUGCAAGGCUUUGUCUCUCCCCUCAACCCUGUUCACCAGCUGGGCAACCUCAGGCUGGAGGAGUGCAGGAUCAUGUCAUCAGCCAAACGUCCUCUGUGGUUGAACUGGGACAAUCCUGACAUCAUGAGUGAACUCCUGUUUACCAACAACGAGGUGAUCUUCAAGAACGGAGACGAUCUCCGGCAGGACAUGCUGACUCUGCAGAUUAUUAAGAUUAUGGAGAAUAUCUGGCAGAACCAGGGACUGGACCUGAGGAUGCUGCCGUACGGCUGUCUGUCUAUAGGCGACUGUGUUGGUCUGAUCGAGGUGGUGAAGAACAGCUACACCAUCAUGCAGAUCCAGUGUAAAGGAGGCCUAAAGGGGGCGCUGCAGUUCAACAGCAACACUCUGCAUCACUGGAUCAAAGACAAAAACAGAGGAGAGGCUUAUGACAGAGCGAUAGACCUGUUCACGCGGUCCUGUGCAGGAUACUGUGUAGCCACCUUCAUCCUGGGGAUUGGGGACAGACACAACUCCAACAUCAUGGUCAAGGAGAAUGGCCAGCUGUUCCAUAUAGACUUUGGUCACUUCCUGGAUCAUAAGAAGAAGAAGUUUGGCUACAAGAGGGAGAGGGUUCCAUUUGUUCUGACACAGGACUUCCUCAUCGUCAUCAGCAAGGGUGUCCAGGAGUGUACCAAGACCAAGGAAUUUGAGAGGUUCCAGGAGAUGUGUUACAAGGCCUACCUGGCCAUCCGGCAACACGCCUCUCUCUUCAUCAACCUGUUCUCUCUGCUGCUGGGCUGUGGCAUGCCUGAACUACAGUCCUUUGAUGACAUUGCCUACCUGAGGAAGACCCUGGCUCUGGAGAAGAGCCAACAGGAGGCGCUGGAGUACUUCACCAAGCAGAUGAACGAUGCCCAUCAUGGAGGCUGGACCACUAAGAUGGACUGGAUCUUCCACACAAUCAGACACAUGCCCAAUGAACACUGACACACACACACACACACACACAAUCAGACACAUGCCCAAUGAACACUGACACACACACACACACACA